AUGUGGAAACGUUUUCAACCGGCACUGGACUACCGGCACCGGGAAUGCGAUCGUAUACUACUAUCCUAUCCCCGGUCGGGCUUGAAUUGGGUACAGUAUAUCAUACAACUAAUCCUAUCGGAUGGCCAACGACAGGACAAACACAAUAUGACCGACUAUUGGCUGGAACAUAAUGUCGGGGAUAUACUGGCCCGACAACAGCAUCGGGAUAUUACCGUAUUGGCCACACAUUUACCGGCAAACCGAUUGCCUAUCAAUGAUAAGGCCCGGUAUCUGUUGAUACUUAGAAACCCGAAGGAUGUAUUGGUUUCGUUGUAUUAUUUUUCAAUGGAUAUCCAGUUAAUACCCGAAUUUAUAAAUAAUACUAAAGUGAAAAAUAGUUGGUAUUUUGGAUCAUAUUUUCAAUGGGUUCGCGACUAUUGGCAGCUAAGUCAAGGGUUGGCCAAUAAUUUUCAAGUUUUAUUAUACGAAGAUAUGAUUCAGGAGCCGAGGAAAGCCAUCAAAACUAUUGCCAAGUUUUUAGGUGACAACUAUUUUAGUCGACUACUGUCCCAUAGUGUUAAUCCUAAUGAAACUCUGUUAGAUUUAAUUGAACGACUGUCCUCUAUGGAUGCCAUGAAAAAUACCUAUAAAAAUGAUGGACGUAUUAGGACUGGUAUUGUAGGCGAUUGGAUAAACCAUUUAACUGAUGAACAAAGUUUAACAAUAGAUAAGGCUAUCGAUGACCAAUGGAUGGGAACGGGAUUAGAAGGCCGAAAUUUUUGCAAAAUUAUUUCCCAUCAAUGUGUCGAAUGGGCCAUGGAUUACGAGCACCGGGAGUGCGACCGCAUUCAAGUAGCCUAUCCCCGAUCGGGUAGCAACUGGAUCGGCUAUAUUAUCCGAUUGUUGAAAUCGGAUGGCCAGCAAUCGGACAGUAUAGUCAACAAUAGUAUACGAUUGGAGCGAUCGGGCAAACAGGUUAUCGAUAGUCAACUGGGCGAUGAUUUUUGCCAUAUUAUGACACACCUGACCACCGAUUCAAUGGCUAUCAAUCCGAAGGCCAGGUAUCUGUUUUCACUCAGAAAUCCCAAAGAUGUUGUCUGUUCAGAGUAUAAGUAUAUCAGCGAUAAUGGUUGGCUACCAGAGGACGGGGAUGUCCACGACGUACACGACUUUUUCCGAUUGUGUUUCAUUGAGCACAAGUAUCCCCUAUAUUAUGGCGACUAUUUUCAGUUUGUCCGUCAGUAUUGGCAGCUCAGGGAUGCCCAGAAUUUUCAUGUUUUAUUAUACGAAGAUAUGGUUCGGGAUCCGCGUUUGGCUAUCGAAACUGUAGCCAAGUUUUUAGGCGAUAAAUAUGUACGUAAACUGUCGGAUGUGAUGGUCAGCCCAGAGGGCAACCAUGAAAUAUUGUUAGAUCGUAUAGUUAGGUUGUCGUCUAUCGGUGCUAUGCGCGGUACGUAUGCGGGCGACCCUCGUAUACAAACUGGUUUAGUCGGCAAUUGGCGGUCGCAGUUGACUAAACAGGAAAGCGAUUUGAUUGACCAGAAAGUGGCCACUGAAUGGACGGGAACGGGAUUGGAGUUGCUGUGGAAACAGGAGAUGAAAUGGUACUAA
This is a messenger RNA of Oppia nitens, 1593 nucleotides long. RefSeq lists its product as uncharacterized. NCBI's taxonomy places the organism in Eukaryota, Metazoa, Arthropoda, Arachnida, Sarcoptiformes, Oppiidae. The transcript is spliced from 3 exons. Bases 1 to 1593 code for a protein of 530 amino acids. Gene Ontology annotation, biological process: sulfation. Gene Ontology annotation, cellular component: cytoplasm. The record is from RefSeq and is a predicted model, not a curated record. Gene Ontology annotation, molecular function: sulfotransferase activity.